Gavia stellata (red-throated loon) is the source of this 5784-nucleotide messenger RNA. It is a transcript of the gene CBX6, whose product is annotated as chromobox 6. The record is from RefSeq and is a predicted model, not a curated record. The coding region runs from base 1 to 1266 and encodes 421 amino acids. The transcript is spliced from 6 exons. Lineage: Eukaryota; Metazoa; Chordata; Aves; Gaviiformes; Gaviidae.
AUGGAGCUGUCUGCAGUGGGGGAGCGCGUCUUCGCCGCCGAGUCCAUCAUCAAGCGGCGCAUCCGAAAGGGGCGCAUCGAGUACCUGGUGAAAUGGAAAGGCUGGGCCAUCAAGUACAGCACCUGGGAACCCGAGGAGAACAUCCUGGACUCCCGCCUCAUCGCCGCCUUCGAGCAGAAGGAACGAGAGCGUGAGCUGUACGGGCCCAAGAAGAGAGGACCUAAGCCUAAAACUUUUCUCCUGAAGGCUCGGGCCCAAGCGGAGGCCCUCCACAUUGGGGAUGUACACUUUUCUGUCAAGCCUGGUUCCAGCACCUCCUCUCCCAAGCUCCACUCCAGCGCUGCAGUGCACCGGCUCAAGAAAGACAUCCGGCGAUGCCACCGCAUGUCCCGGCGCCCCCUGCCCCGUCCAGACCCCCAGAAUGGCGGGAGCAUGGGUGGUGGGGCUGGCAUCCGUCCUCCCGUCUCGCCCUUCUCGGAGACCGUCCGCAUCAUCAACCGUAAGGUGAAACCCCGUGAGCCCAAGCGCAGCCGCAUCAUCCUCAACCUCAAAGUCAUUGACAAAGGUGGGAAGCCAGCCAGCGGGGCUGGGGGCCUGGCUCGGCCCAAGAUCCCAUCCCGAAACCGUGUCAUCGGCAAGAGCAAAAAGUUCAGCGAGAGUGUCCUUCGCACCCAGAUUCGCCACAUGAAGUUUGGCACCUUUUCACUCUACAAUAAGCCGUCUGCUGUGCCUGCCCCCUCUCUGGAGGGCAAAGGGGAGGCUGAAGGCUCCCAGGCAGCCUCCUGUGGGCUCAUUAUGGGCUCCACCCCCUAUGAUGCCCCCAGCUCCAGCUCCUCCGGCUGCCCAUCACCCGCCCCUCACUCCUCCUCUGACCCAGAUGAUUCCCCUCCAAAGCUGCUCCCUGAGACCCUCAGCCCAGCCAUCCCCGACUGGCGCGAGUCGGAGGUCCUCGACCUCUCGAUCCCACCCGAGUCAGCUGCCACCAGCAAGCGUUCUCCCCCGGGAGGGUGCGGUGAGGGGCAGACGCCUUCCUUGUCCCUUUCCUCUUCUGACCCGGAGCAGGAGGCUGGCGACUGGCGUCCUGAGAUGUCCCCUUGCUCUAACGUGGUGGUCACGGAUGUCACCAGCAACCUCCUCACCGUCACCAUCAAGGAGUUCUGCAACGCAGAGGAUUUUGAGAAGGUGGCGGCGGGCAGCAGUGGAGGAGGCAGCAAAGUGACAAGCAAGGGGACUGUCUGUGAAGAGCAAAACAGUGGGUCGUUGUAGGGAUACUCCGUGAGGAUCUUCUUCCUGUGAUGAGGAGACGAGGGGACUUGUUGCAGCAGAGCAAUUUGUGCAUUAGAUCCUCUUUGUGGAGAAAGAAAGGAGUAUGAUCCAGCUUGCAGACACAGCUUAACUGCUUGUGUGACAAAUCUCUCCCUGGGUGGGUCACCAGGUGGGAACCAAACCCUGAACCUCUGGAUCUGAGAUGAGGAUCCUGUGCUGUUUUGAGUUAGAGGUUUGCUAACUUAAAUGCAGCAGCAGCCUCAAGUUCCCUCAGGUGGAUGAGCCACUUGAGGCUGACUAACCUACCUUCGUGUUUACGUGGGUUACGCUCUUCCUUCUGAAUUUUUGCCCUUGCUCCUUAAUGGAGAUGGGAAAGAAGAUCCAUCCAUGCCCUUUAAAAAGGGCAUGGGAUUGAGGGAGGAGUUUAUUUGAAAGUAUCCCCUUCCUUUCCCCGUAACCCCUAGAAAAAAAAACAGGGAAAUAUUCUCUGUGUCUGUGCCAUGUUUGUUCUCUUGUCGUCGUGUUUUUAGAGGAGAUUUUAUGAUGGAGUGGAAAAAGUGAAAUGAUUAGUUUUGCAUAAAAAAAGAAAAGUUUAAAAAAAAUUUCUACAGGGAGAGAGAGAGAGUUUAAAAAUGAAUAAUAAAUGCAGUGAUUGCACAAACUGUAGUGGUAUUAGAUGGUCCUUAGAGAAAAGAGUAUUUUGUAGUAUUGAAGCAUGUAUGUCUGGGAUGGUGUUUGGCUUGCUUGAACUGGAGGGAAAGGCAUUCUGGGACUAAGCAGCGGUCUCUGAGCUGAAAAGGCAAGUUGCGUGUUGGAGGAACCCUGUCUACAAACUCUUCCCAUCCUUGCCUCCCAAGUGUUGGAGUGAGUUCCCUUCCCUCCCAUACCUCUCCUGUGAGCUAAGGUGGAGUCUCCAAGUGGUUUUCCGGCCGAGCGGCCCUCAGAAAUGGCCAGUCAUGUUCUGCCAGAACAUGGAUCGGGCCACCAACAUGGAAACAGUUGACUUACUUUGCAUGCACAGCAAGCUGCUAAGAUUUGGGGUUGGCAUGUACCUUUCCUGCCAAGUCGCUGUCUCGUCUCUUUUUCCCUCCCCCAUAUCCAAGCAGGAUUAAACAUGGUGGGCUUAUCUCCCAGGAAGCAGAUACACCUCCCCUCUGUAGGGUCUCUUAACUUCUUCCAGCAUCAGGUGGGGAGUGGCAUUUUUCCAUAUAGGAUUCACCACAUCAGGACAGAGAACCGAGUCCCAUCUGUAUGUAGUCCGUCUCUGACAGUAGUCAGAUCUUCAGAGGCAGAUGAGAGAGCUGCCUUGUGUGCUCUGGAGGUGUUGCCGAGUGAGGCAUACCCUCUUCUUGAGGCCAGCAAACGCUGGAGGUUUUGGGGUGGGGAGGGGAGAGGAACACCUUGACAGCAGUGUGCUUGCAUAGGGCUGCUGCCUUCUGCUCCGACUUCUUGCGGUGUGGCAGGGAAGAUUUGCCCAAGUGUUUCUUCAAAGCGAGGAGGCAGCUCUUGCAUGCUGGCUUCCCCAUCCAAGAUGUCUCUGCUGGGCGUUCAUCUAGUGCGUGGGAGUGACUGCAGGGAAGAAGGAAGCCACCAGAUGUUGGUGUCUGAACAGGAGGUGGCAUGCAGGGGAUGCUAGGACAGCUUUUCUUGUCUGGACUUCUCUGGUGCCCUUGGCUUUGCAGUGGCAGCUGACGGAUGUCUCUGCCUAACGUAGCCUGGGCUGCUCUUGGGAACUUCUCCUCUCUCUGCCCAUCGAGCUCUGCCAGUGCUUCCCACAGCCUUCAGCCUGGAGCAGCAGUCUCGUGUCUCAUGCUCUCUUUUCUCCUCGCUGAGCAGAGCGGGACUGGGGAGGCAUGAAGCUAAUGAGAUGCAAGCUCCUUUUGGGAUGGAAAACAGAAACAGAGUGUGGCAAGCAGGCCCAGCUGUGGUGAGCCACUGCUUAAUUUCCCUUUUCAAAAGAGAAAGGGAGCGUUUUUCUGUGUCUCCCCUUACCGAAGUUCCCAGGGAGAUUUUAUGAAAUAAAACCAAAACCAACCACAAUCCUGCUUUUUACCAGGUAGGAGCUGCCUCUGAGCUGAGUCUUCCUAGGGAUUUCACUCCCUUUCCCAGCCCCUCUUUGUAGAGGAGGUUUUGGCAGCUCCCAGCGUUUGGAGAUGAUCACCUUCCUGGGGACCUCCUGGCAGAAAGAGGUUGCCACGCUGAAGGAUGGUGUCCCAAGUCCCCCACACUUCUGCCCACCCCAGGUCAUGGCAUUAGUAGGGCUGCUUGGGAGCAGGUCCCUCUUCCCAGGGAGGUGUAACGAACCUGGAGUGCGUGUCUGGCUAAGUGCUUAUUUUUCCCCUCGCCUCCUUCCCCACCUUCCGACAAGACCUUUUCCUCCUUGCCUGGCACAUCCUUUUACUCCAAUGUCACUUGCUUUUGCUGCAUUUUUCAAUUGCCCAAUAAUUGUGCAAGAGCUGGGAUCUUAUUUACUUUUUAUAUAUAAAAAUAUAUAAAAGAAACCCUCUCCCCUCCCCUUGUUCCCCCCCAUCUUGCCCACUGCCCUGCACGCAGCCUUCCUGAUCUCUGCUUUGAAGGUGGUGUGCUGUAGAGGGUUGAUUUGGGGCCGGGGAUUUGGUGCCUCCUGGGUUCUGUUCCUUCUUGGUUUGCCGUGGCCUUUCUGCCAGCUGUGUCACUGCCCUGUACCUCCAUCUCCCUCGUGCGAAGGGGGUGGUGGGUGGAGGGGACCAUCCUGCUGAGGGUGCUGGCAGGCUGACUCCCAUGGCAUUUGCACAGAGCCAAGGAGUGCCAAGUAUUGCUUCAGAAAUCCCCCUCUCCCUGUCCAUGCUGCCUUCCCUAGGUAACUCCAGCAAGUAUCUUCAUUUCAUCGAUGCUUUGGGGUUGAGCAAAUAAGUGGCUUUAUUUUCUUUUCUUACUUCUGUUUUUUAGGUCCUUCCCCAGAGCGCAAUGUGUAUGGUUUCUUUUUGGGGGUGUAGAUGGGAGGAGAUGUUGGAAUCUAUCUCUCUCCUCACCUUUGCCCUUCUGUCCUCUACUUCUCUCCCCUUUCGAUGCUGCCCUGUGUCAGACUGACAUGGCUAGUGGGGUUUGCACCCUUGUCUGUGCAGGGUCAACAGUCUUGGCACCAGCAGCUUCGCAUGUGUUCUGCAUGGUGCAUCUCGGGUGCCCUGUGUCCCACCUGCCUCGCCUAUAAGGAUGUCGCAGGGCCCCGAGUUCUUUUUUCUCCCUUUCUUUAAACUUCUACUUCCAGGAAUGAAGGGAGGUGUAGUCAGCUUGCCCUUCCCGUGGUGGUGGGCUGCCUCUGGCAGUUCUUCUGUCCCUUCCAGCUUCUCUGUGGUGGGAAACUAAAUGUGUCCAGGACCAUUUGAAAGCAUGGGUCUUGGGGUGAGAGCCCCUCCACCUCGGGUGAGUGCUGUGCUUUGAGCCCUCUCCCUCCAGGCACCCAUCCGAGAGUGUCGGCAGAGGUGGUGCUCAGGGUAGAGGAGUGGGCAUGCCCUCUGCGCUCCUGGGCCGAGCGGAGCAGGGAAGUGGGCAGCAAGCAUGGUUCUGUGGUGUAGGGAAGAAGUAAGGCGACAGAAGAGCAGCUAAACGCAGUCAGGGUGAUGCCAGCUUCAGCAGUGGCUCAGAAAACGUAUCUGGCAGGAGGGAAGGGGUAUGGUCGGGACAAGUAGCUGAAGCGUUAAUUCCCAUUGCAGGGCCCUGGUUCUUGACUUUGUUCCUUGUUCAGCUGAGCACUUAGAGCUUGUACUAAACCGCAGGAGUGCAGUUGGGUGCAUCAAAGCACUUUGUGGGGCUUCGGGGCCUUCUAGGACUAGCCUAGCAGCCCCCCCGCUGCGCCCACUCUCCAGGGGUGCCAAGGGUUUCCUUCUGGGCAGAGCAGCAGGUAGGUGCCCUUUCACAGGUAGGUUGCUCUUCAGCUGUCCUCGGGGGAGCCUGCUGCUUCCAGCCCCCUGGCUGCAAAGGGGGAUGUAGUCUUAGAUCAAGUUCUCAAAUGGAACAAAAAAAAAAAAAAAAAAAAUCAUCAUGAUGACUUUCUUUAGAAAAAAGUUGUCAGGCCCAUGUCCCCCCCAAGCUAAUCAACUUGGUAUGCUCUUCUUCUCUUCCCUGCCAUUAAUCCUUGUACGCUCUUUAAUAGAGGACUCUUUCUCUGUUUUGGGGUAAUUUUUCCCCGUUUGUUUCCUUUUUGGAUAGAAAGUUGUCUGGUGGUGAUGGAGGACAGGGGCCUGCUUCAUCUGUUCCUUCCUUUCACCUUCCCCGGUGCCAAGCUUAGGCUCAAAUCCUGCAGAUUCCUGCAAAUACUGAACUUCAAGCAGGCAAGCUACCCCACUGAGCUCUGUGGUACUUGGGUGCUUCAGAAUUCUGCCUGUGCUUGAGUUUUGGCAGCAUCAGAGCCUCAUCCUUUCUCUUAGAGAAGGUCAGACCUAACUCCUAGAGUGCUGGUGGUUCUGGUGCAACUCAUCUGUCUUUUUGUUUCCCCUCACUUGACAUACAGAGUGAAGGCGGUAAUUUUUUUAAUUUAAA